This is a messenger RNA of Beta vulgaris subsp. vulgaris (sugar beet), 477 nucleotides long. RefSeq lists its product as uncharacterized. The record is from RefSeq and is a predicted model, not a curated record. The transcript has a single exon. Bases 1 to 477 code for a protein of 158 amino acids. Lineage: Eukaryota; Viridiplantae; Streptophyta; Magnoliopsida; Caryophyllales; Amaranthaceae. Gene Ontology annotation, molecular function: zinc ion binding.
AUGGAUGAACCCGUUCUAGAUUUAGGCAUAUUGUUCUGCAUAAUUUUAGCGUUUUAUCUAUUUGUAAGGCUGUUAAUAGUUGUAUUUGAGAUCCGUGACUACGACGAGGAGGAGGCAGGGAACUACUAUGACUAUGAGGAAGCCGAUGAGUACUACUCUGAUGAUGAUAAGAUGAUCGAAUUGACGGAAGUGGUAGUGGUUGUAGAUGAAGAGAAGGUAAAAAGAGUUACUCAAAAUUGCACUGAAUGUACGAUUUGCUUGGAUAGUUUUGACGUAGAGAUCAAUAAAAGCCAUGAAAAAGAGGGUAGUGAGAAAAAGGAUAAGUGGGUUUUGAAGGUAUGUGGUCACAAGUUUCAUGGAAAUUGUAUAAUUACAUGGUUUAACCAUGGCAAUCUCAUGUGUCCUAAUUGUCGUAGGAUUCUACCUAAGAUGCGUUUUCCGUUGAUAUAUCAUGACGAAAUAAGCAUUGAAGUAUAA